Arctia plantaginis is the source of this 855-nucleotide messenger RNA. The record is from the annotation of a GenBank genome assembly. NCBI's taxonomy places the organism in Eukaryota, Metazoa, Arthropoda, Insecta, Lepidoptera, Erebidae.
AUGGCGGACAAAAUAGCUGUUGUCACCGGUGCAAAUAAAGGCUUAGGAUAUGCAAUUGUGAAAGGAUUGUGUCAAAAAUAUGAUGGCAUAGUUUACUUGACUGCACGAGACGAAAAUAGAGGGAAACAAGCAAUAAAAACAUUAAACGAAAUUGGAUUGAAACCAGUUUUCCAUCAAUUAGACGUAAGUGAUAGUAACAGUGUGGAAAAAUUCGCAGAUUUUAUUAAAAGUAAACACGGUGGUUUCGAUGUGUUGGUGAAUAACGCCGCUAUUUUGGAGUGGGAUGCAGUUUACCCGACUUACGAAGUGGCUAAACGGAAUAUUGAUGUUAACUACAAAAGUUUACUGACAAUUGAAAAGUAUUUGUACCCUUUGUUAAGAGAUGGCGCUAGAGUUGUCAACAUUUCGAGCGCAUGUGGCCAUCUAUCAAAUAUAAAGAACAAAAGAUGGAUUGAAACAUUAAUGGAUCCAGAUUUAACAACUGAACAAAUAAACGAGUUUGUAAAUGAAUAUUUGGAAAGUGUUAAAAACAAAACAUUUAAUAAAAAUGACUUUGCUGAUGAUGGUAAACACGCCGAACACAGGGUAUCAAAAAUUGCACUAACGGCAUUAACUAUGGUCCAGCAGCGGAAAUACGAGAAUAUAUCAAUAAAUGCUGUACACCCAGGACAUAUUAAGACUGAUAUGGCUCACGGUGGUGGUGAAGUCGACGCUGAUGAAGCUGCAAAAGUCGUCCUAUACCUAAUUCUCGAAGCGUCUCCAAAAUUGAAAGGAAUUUUCAUGUGGAACAAUAAAAGGCUUAUUGAUUGGUAUGACCCAUACAAUACGGAAUUUUCUUGUACUGGACUUUGGUGA